Messenger RNA from Sinocyclocheilus grahami, 625 nucleotides. RefSeq names its product nesprin-1-like. Bases 14 to 625 code for a protein of 203 amino acids. The record is from RefSeq and is a predicted model, not a curated record. NCBI's taxonomy places the organism in Eukaryota, Metazoa, Chordata, Actinopteri, Cypriniformes, Cyprinidae. The transcript is spliced from 5 exons.
UUUGCAUCUCUUGAUGUGCCUUUGCUCUCCUGGACAGUAUGAUCCACAAGAUAUAGAGCUAAUGCUUGAGCGAGAGGAACGCAAGGUGCUAAGGGAGGUGAAGAUCUGGCUGGAUCAGCUAGAGAGAGAUAUACUGCAUGCACAGGGAUCUGAAGAGAGUCUCACCGACAGAUAUCAGGCUUUUAAGAGUUUCCGUGUGCAGUAUGAGAUGAGAAAGAAACAGAUCGAGUCUCUCCUGCAGCCGGUACACAAGGAUGGCAAGCUGUCCGUGGACCAGGCCGUGGUCAAACAGGCCUGGGAUCAUGUGUCUGUCAGGCUCUUAGACUGGCACAUCCAUCUGGAUAAGUCUUUGCCGGGCCCUCUGGGAGUGAUCGGAGCCUGGCUGCAUCGGGCAGAACUUUCCCUGAGAGAGGACAUACCCAUUCAACAGGCCCAUGAAGAGACGGCCAACAUCAUCCACAGAAAACUGGAACAGCACAAGGAGGUUUUGAAGAAUUUGGAGGGACACCGACAGACAUUUCAACAGAUUCACAGAGACCGAUCAGUAAACGGCGUCCCAGUUCCACCAGAGCAGCUUCAGGACAUGGCAGAAAGGUUAAAUCUGAUGACCUUAAGUUUCAUUUGA